AUGUGGUUAAUACUACUAUUUAUUUGUUUAACAUUUGUUGCAAAAAGUAUUUUUGGCCAAAAUCAAAUUAGCCAAGCAUCAAGUCAUUUCCUUGAAAAUUGUGACCAGGCACCAACAUUAGCAAUUCGUACGACAUGUUUAAAUCUUCAAAGAAUAGCAAAUAAUUCACGGAAGAAUUUCGAACAACAAGCUCAAGUUAUCAUUCAUCCACCUGGUAUUCCGGAACAUUUGAGACCUGGUAUUGUAAUGCCAGGUUCAAGAGGUCAAGUUGCAAGUAAUCCAUAUGAUUGCAUGACACUUACCUGUCUCUGUCCAUAUUUCGCGGGUGGCAUCGAUCCACAAAAUCAAUGUGUACUACGAAAUGGUCAAAUUAUUACAAUGGCAUACCGGAAGGAAUACCGGAUGUUAACCGAAGAUGAGCGAUUACGGUAUCAUAAUGCACUUAAUGUGUUGAAACAAAGAGGAGAAUAUGAUCGGAUUAGCAUGGAACAUCAAUCAGUUGGAGGAAGAGGUGGUGCACAUUCCGGACCCGGUUUCUUACCAUGGCACCGUGAAUAUAUCAAAAGAUUUGAAAUUGCACUUCGACUUAUUGAUCCAACAGUUUCUGUACCGUAUUGGGAUUCCGUUUUGGAUAGUUAUUUGCCGAAUCCGAGUGAUUCUAUUUUUUUUAGUCCACUUUUCAUGGGUGAAACUGAUUUCUUCGGUAAUGUCAUCAAUGGCCCAUUUGCAUAUUGGAAUACACUUGAUGGACGAAGUACCAUAAUAAGAAAUCUUGGCCAAGAAGGACAACUUUUCACAGAAUUAAGCAUACAACAAGUAAUGCAACAAAAUAGAAUUGAAAAUAUUCUCUCAUAUACUGCACCAAUGCAAGGAUGUCCAUAUCCGGUAAAUUAUGGUGCAUUAGAAUAUUCGCAUUCUAAUGUUCAUCUCUGGAUAGGUGGUCAUAUGAAACCACCGGAACAAUCAUCUAAUGAUCCGAUAUUUUUCUCUCAUCAUGCAUUUGUUGAUUUCAUCUGGGAAUUAUGGCGACAAAAUGUUCAACCAAUGUGGUCUCGAGAAUUGGAAUAUCCACCAGAUAUAGCAGCAUGCGCUGAUCCACAACAUUUCAGUUAUGCAUUAAUGCGACCAUUUUUCACACUUUUCAAUCGAGAUGGUUUAUCGAAUAUGUACACCGAUCAAAUGUAUCGUUUUGCACCACGUCCUGGUUGCACCGCUGAAAUUCCAACUUGUGGUACACCGUAUCUCUUCUGUGAUACUCGUGGCAUUGCUCAUUGUGUUGCUAAAAUUAAGCUAAAUGGUUUAUGUGUUGGUUUCGAAGGUUUUGAUGCUUGCUUUAAUGGUAUUUGUCAUAUGGGACGGUGUGUUUAUGGUCCAACACCAGCGCCAUUUGUGCCACAAACAAGUCUUUCACAAGUGCAACAGACAGAAAUUUCACAAACACAAAUUCGGCAACGAUUUGUUGAUUGCUUCAAUCGACAUCCAUGCUGUGAAGCUUGGGCUAAUUUAGAUGAAUGCAGAAGAAAUCGUAAUUACAUGCAGCAAUAUUGUCGUGCUGCAUGUCACAUUUGCAAUUCUACAUUUAAUACUACCAAUGAUGUAGUGAUCGUCAUAUUGCCUGCAGGCAAUGGAGUAUUGAUGGUCAAUGUCGAGGUGAUUCGGAUCAAUUUAUGGAAGAAAACUGUCGUCAAUCAUGUCACUUUUGUAACACACCAAAAAAUACCUCAUGUCCAAUUCCAAUACCGGUUAUUAUUAAUUUCUAAAAACAAAAACAAAAACAGAGUUUAUUAUAUUUAA
Brugia malayi is the source of this 1794-nucleotide messenger RNA. It is a transcript of the gene Bma-tyr-2.2, whose product is annotated as putative tyrosinase-like protein C02C2.1 in chromosome III, putative. The transcript has 11 exons. Gene Ontology annotation, molecular function: oxidoreductase activity. The coding region runs from base 1 to 1794 and encodes 597 amino acids. The record is from RefSeq and is a predicted model, not a curated record. NCBI's taxonomy places the organism in Eukaryota, Metazoa, Nematoda, Chromadorea, Rhabditida, Onchocercidae.